This is a messenger RNA of Mercurialis annua (annual mercury), 1690 nucleotides long. Its product is annotated as disease resistance protein RPV1-like. The coding region runs from base 68 to 1690 and encodes 540 amino acids. The record is from RefSeq and is a predicted model, not a curated record. The transcript has 2 exons. Gene Ontology annotation, molecular function: ADP binding. NCBI's taxonomy places the organism in Eukaryota, Viridiplantae, Streptophyta, Magnoliopsida, Malpighiales, Euphorbiaceae. Gene Ontology annotation, biological process: signal transduction; defense response.
GAAGGUAUUUCAUAUCUUCGUCCCUUCUUUUUAUUUGAUCAUAAACCGCUUCAUAUUCAGAUAUAGUAUGGCUUCUACUUCGUCUGUUCCGCAUCAAUGGAAAUAUGAUGUUUUUAUUAGUUUUAGAGGCGCAGACACUCGCGAUGGUCUUGUUAGUCAUGUCUUUGAUGCUUUAUGCAGAAAUCAAAUUAUUACCUUCAAAGAUGAAAAUCUUGAUCGAGGAGAAGAGAUAUCAGAUACUCUGUUGCAAAUUAUUGAAGAAUCAUACAUUUCAGUUAUUAUUUUUUUAGAGAAUUUUGCAAAUUCGCCAUGGUGUUUAGAUGAACUAGUGAAGAUAACCGAAUGCAGCAAAUUGGUAGGACAAAAGAUAUUACCAGUAUUCUACCAAAUAGAUCCAACUGAUGUGCAAGAGUUGACUGGAAGCUAUGGCGAUGCUCUUAUCAAGCUUAGAGAAGAGUUUAAGGAGAAUUUGGAUAAAGUGGAGAAUUGGAGCCAUGCUUUGAAGCAAACAGCAGGAAUGUCGGGAUUGGUAUCACAGAACCUAAAGACCAAAUUGGUGAUCAAAUUUGUUGUUUCAAUUAGAAUAUUAAGCUAUUAUUAUGGUUUGGUUGGAAUUAAACCACGGAUCGAGGAUGUUGAAUCAUUAUUGCACUUAAAAGCUACAGAUGUGCGCUUCAUAGGAAUAUGGGGGAUGGGCGGUAUAGGCAAAACAACUCUUGCUAGCAAAUUAUUUGAUCAAUUCUCUUCCCAAUUUGAUGGUCAAUGCUUCAUUUCAAAUGUUAGGGAAAAACUAGAAAAGUACACAUCAGAUGGUUUACAACAUGAAAUCCUUUCCAAAGUAUUUGGGAAACACAACUCAAAUGUUGGCAUGCCAAUCAUGUUAUCAUCUUCUGUAAGAAAAUGGUUUAUAAGGAAAAAGGUUCUCAUUGUUUUGGAUGAUGUGAGUGAUUUGGGUUCAUUAGAGUUUUUGAUAGGAGAUAAUGUCAUUUAUGCUCCAGGGAGUAGAAUUAUUUUGACUAGUAGAAAUAAACAAAUUCUCAAGAAUAAAUGUUCUGAUAUAUAUAAAGUUCAAGAGUUAAAUUAUAAUGAGGCUCGUCAACUCUUUAGCCUGCAUGCCUUUAAACAAAACCAUCCUACUGAAGCACUUAUGAAAGUGGCAAAUAGGGCAAUGAAGUACACACAGGGUGUCCCAUUAGCUCUGCAAGUUCUCGGUUCCAGUUUACACAAUAAGAAUAUAUCAGAAUGGGAUGAUCAAUUGAAAAAACUAGAGGUUAGUUCUGAUAAGAAAAUCCAAGAUAUUCUGAGAGUAAGUUAUGAUGAAUUGGAUGAGAAUGAAAAGGAAAUAUUUAUUGACAUUGCAUGUUUCUUUAAGUCCGAGGAUAAAGAUCAUGCUGAAAGUGCUUGGGACAGUUUGGGCCGUUUUGCAAGAAUUGGAAUCAGUUGUCUUCUUGAUAAGUGUCUCAUCUACAUUUCAAACAAUAAGUUAGAAAUGCAUGAUUUGUUACAACAAAUGGGCAAAGAUAUUGUUAUCAAGGAAUCCGUUAAAAAUCCUGAAAAGCGUAGUAGGUUGUGGAAUCCUCAAGAAAUCAUCUAUGUUUUGACAAAAGAUUUGGUAAUAAUCAAAGUUGUUGCCAUUGUCUUUCUUGAUAAAAUUCAAUUGAUUUUUUUAUUAUUAUAUUGCUUUUAUUAA